This is a messenger RNA of Blepharisma stoltei, 5571 nucleotides long. Lineage: Eukaryota; Ciliophora; Heterotrichea; Heterotrichida; Blepharismidae. The record is from the annotation of a GenBank genome assembly.
AUGGAAGAACUGAAAACAGAUAUCCUGACGGCUCAGCCUGCGCUUUUUGCUCUAUCUGCCUUAGUUGAAAAGCAAGUAAAAAUAACCAAAAAGCCUACCAAAAAACGGCAAUACAAAAAACCACUUACUCCUCAACAAAUUCGCCUAAAUGAGAUCAUUGAUGAGAUCUCUGAAUAUAUUAUGGGAGCUGCCGAAGACUCAUUGACAACCCCCUUUCAAAUUAAAUGCCUGGCACUUUCCCGAGACAACGUAAAUUUAUUUUUCGGAAGCAGCAAUGGAAAUAUAGCUCGCUAUAAUAGGGUACAGAAAAAUAUAACAGAUGAUAUUCCUCUUAAUGUAGGACCAAUAUAUGGGAUCUGUCUAGAUGAAAUCAGCAGCAAAGCUUUUAUUUGUGGAGAAGAUCCUAUUGUAAGGAUUUAUAGGCUUCCUAGAUAUGAACUUGAGUUUGAAUUAAAAGGGCACGAGCAGUCUGUGAAUUCUAUAAGGCUAGGACAUACUAGAGAAUUUUUGUACUCAGCAAGCAAUGAUGGGACAGUAAAGAAGUGGAACUUAAAAACACUGGAAAAUGAAGGCACGAUUAUGCAGCAUGUGGGAAAAGCAUCGUCUUUAGCUUUGACAGUAAACGGAAAGUAUGUAUUUUCUGGAGGUGCUGAUAAUUUAAUUAGGGUUUACCAACUUUUGCAUGGCCAACAGAUAUUGAACUUAAAAUCUCAUAAUGACUGUGUUAAGUCCUUACUCCCCCACCCCGUGAGUGAACAAAACCAUUAGAAAAAUCCCUAUUUUUUGCCCAAACACCCUCCGUGAGUGAACAAAUAUUUUUUUAAUAGAAAAAAAUUUUUUAUGAAAAAAAAUUGAUAUAUAAGUGAUAAUUAGUAUAAUGAAAUCUCGAGCUAAUUCUGUUUAAUUUUGAACAAAUUGCGUUCUAAAGCAUAAAUUGUAUAAAUUAAAUUAAUAUUUGCUUCCCAAUUUUUGCAAAUUAGGAGUUUUUAAAAUUUCGAAAAAAAAGUUUUCUAUAAAAUUUAUAUAUAAUUUUUUAAAAAAAAAAUUAAUUCCCCUCCCUGAGUGGACAAAAUUGUUUUGUUCACUCACGGAGGGGGGAGUUAGCAGUAAAUAGCCAAUCAACGUUCCUGGCCUCAGGGUCUGAUGAUUGCACAGUAAUUUUAUGAAACAUUGAAGAUUUCACUCUUUAACUUAAUUGGCAGCUAGUCGAGAUCCGCUUUGUUAACUCGGUACCAAGAUCCCUCCAGGGAUUCAUCCGCUUUGCGGGACGUCUACUUCCGAUCGCCGGAAAGAUGGGCUGCCUCGCCGUCACCUCCUCUUUGCCACUUCGCGGUGGCUCCAAUUUUGAGUGGGCGGACUAUGGAUUCCGGGGCCUUGCUUCAGGCUGCCUGCUCAGAAAAUCCAAAAAAUGGACUGUCGGCAAAAGGUUUAACUUGUAGCCCAGGCCGUAACCCCUGGCUUCACGGUAGUGCAGUGCCCGAAUGGUCCAAAGGACUUUACUGGGCAACACCUUUUCCAACUGCAAGCCUCCUUUGUCCUUAAGAUAAAACCCAAACCAGAAAAAGGAUAAGGGCCAGUCUCCUUACACACAGGAGUUGCUUACUUAGCAUAGCUGCCCAUUUUUAGCUUACUCCCCCCCCCCCCCCCCCUCCGUGAGCGAAACAAAACCAUUAGAAAAAUCGCCAUUUUUUGACCAAAAACCCACCCUCCGUGAGUGAACAAAAAUUUUUUUAAUAGAAAAAAUUUUGAUAUAUAAGUGAUAAUUAGUAUAAUGAAAUCUAGAACUAAUUCUGUUUAAUUUUAAACAAAUUGCUUUUUAAAACAUAAAUUUUGCAAAUUAAAUUAAUAUUUGCUUCCCAAUUUUUGCAAAUUAGGAUUUUUUUUAAAUUUCGAAAAAAAAUAUUUUUUUUAUAAAAUUUAUAUAUAAAUUUUUUUUUAAAAAAAAAAAAUUAAACCCCCCUCCGUGAGUGAACAAAAUUUUUUUGUUCGCUCACGGAGGGGGGGGGGGAGUUAGUAAAACCUUGUCGGAUAUGAUUAAAUAUGUGCUCGAAGAUAGUCGGCGUAGCCGACCGCGAAGCGCUGAGACGCCAUAUUUAAUUGAAGAUUUCACUCCGAUCAGAGUUUUCAUAGACCAUGAAGCCACAAUUCAAGCUCUAGCUUUUAGCUUAGAUGGUAGCAUUCUUCUAACAGGCUCUGCUGAUUUUACUAUAAAAGUGUGGGACCUUGCAAAAGAAAGACGUGAAAUCACCUUAAAUUCCCACAAAAAUAUCAUAAAUGAGCUUAUAAUUUCUCCAAAUCAAGAUUUUAUCAUCUCUUGUUCUGAUGAUAAAUCAUUAAGAGUAUGGAGUUUCCCACAGUUUUUAGAAGAACAAGUCUUCAAAGCUCUUGAAAAUUCUUUUAAUUCAGUCGUAAUCAGCCCUAUAAGCAGUGAAGUAAUUUCUUGUGGGACUGAUAAGUACGUCAGAUGGUGGAACCCCACAAAAGAUGAAGCCUGUGUGCUAUGUGAGACCAAUGGGACUAGUCUAAAAGUGGCUGUCGCUAAAGAUGAAAGUUGGAUAGCAGCUGGUGAUGACUUAGGGAAAAUUUACCUUAUAAACUAUAAGGAAAAAAAGCUAGAAAAAGAAAUCCAAGCACAUCUAGGACCAGUAAGGGAUUUAUGUUUUUCUCAUGAUGCUAGAUAUUUGGUUAGUGGAGGUGGAGACUCUACUGUCAGUGUCUGGCACAUUGAGAAAUUAGAAGCCACUGUACUAAGAGGGCAUUUGCAAAGCGUAUGAGCUGUCGCUAUAAGCUCUGAUGGAGAAACUGCUAUUUCUGGAAGUGGUGACGGAACAUUGCGCGUUUGAGAUGUAUUUAAAGGCAAAGAAAGAUACAGCGCUCAGUCUUAUCUUAUAAAAUUUAUACGCUUAACGUCCACUACGGGGUGACAACCCCAGGUACUGUCACUCGCCUUGCGUCGCAUCGGGCCCACAGGUCGCUGGGGAUGGCCUGCUUCGAUCACCAAGGUCCUUCUCGGGAGAGUGUUCCGGCUUCGACGGCUCAUGGAUGAGCUGCUUGCUUGUUACAUGGGUUGCUUUUCCGAAAAAAACCCAAAAAUGGAUUUUCUGGUCGGCUAUCGGCAAAAAGGAAAAACACAUAGCCUGGGACGUAACUCCCAGUUUCACGCUAGGGAGUUGCCCGAUUGGUCCUAACGGACUCUGCUGAGCUUCCCCUUUCCAACUCUGUGCCCUCCUUCCCCACGAGGAAAAAUCCACCCCUGAGAAUAGACUAGGACUAGGCUCUGAACUCCACCAGAAUUGUUUACCUAGUAUUGCCGUCCAUCUCUAGAAUGGUAAAACCUUGCCGGAUAUAAUUAAAAUAUGAGUCGAGGCUGCAUGGCCGGGAGGCCAUGCCCAGACGAAGACGCCAUAUUUUAAUUAUUACAGUGCUCAGUCACAAGAACAGAUUUCUGCUUUGCAAAUUGAUAGGCAGGACAGAUACGUGAUUUCUGGAGACCUAAGAGGAAAUGUCAAGAUAUGAAGCAUAUAUGAAAAAGCGAUAGAGACUGACUUUAAUGAGCAGCAUAGAGAUUGUGUUACUUCUAUCUAUGUAUGCCAUGAUAAUGAAAACUUUUUGACGUCUUCAAGAGAUAAGACCAUUUAUAUAUUUUCACUAAAAUACAGGGUAGCGCUGUCAUAUUUGACCAGAAAACAGACUAUUUUUUCUAUGGCAGUUUCCGCUGAUGAGAUGCUUAUUGCUACAGGUGAGCAGGAAAUGAUUUAUUUUCAAGAAAACCCAUUAAAGUCUACAAAGCCAAGAAUUGUAGGCCCACAUGAAGGGCUACAGAAGUUUAUUGCAUAUGCAAAAGAAGUGAUUAGUGAUUCUGGCCCAGAACAUGAUUCUAGUAUGGACAAUUUCAUUAUUCUGCCUUAUUUUUUCAAUAUUCUACACAUAUAUGCUUACUAUAAUUUUUCUAGUUACCUUAAACAGUCUUUAUUACAAUCGUCAGCUCCUAUGGUUCCGUCUAGAGAAGGCCAUACUCCAAUGACAAUCACUUUACUACGUAAAACAAGAUACUCAAGAGACGAAAUAAUUAAGGCCCUUUACCGCUUUGGAAAAAGCAGCCCUUUUAUAUUGCUUACACUGGAGCGUGACAUAUUUGUGCUGACCAAGCUAGGGCUGCCAUUAGUAGAAGAACUCUAUAAAGUACUAUUUCAACAAGCAAGUAGACAUUCUUUGCCGAAAUUUUGUGAAGACGAAGAAAUGAUUUUGCCGAUUGUUAAUUUGUCUGAGCACCCCAGAAUAAAACCAGUUGAAUUUAUGGACGAAUCUUUGAUGGGAAAUAGUGGAAAGUGCAUUUGCUUUAUGGAAAGCUAUGUAAAAAUAGCUUUAACUGUAGGCAGCAAAGAAAGCAUUGAUUUUUUAGAAUCACUAUCAAAAUGCAAAAAUAACGAAAUUUUUAGAACUCCAUUUAUUAAAUCAAUAAUUGAUUAUAAGUGAAGGCAAGUAGGAUUUAUGAUGAAAACGCUCGGUGGGAUGUAUUUUUUGUAUUUAUUAAUCAUGUGCUUAUAUACUGCAUAUUUCCAAGGAAACGUGUAUUUUCAGUCAGCUUUAUUUGUCUUUAAUGUCAUUUUGACUGCAUUUGAAACUUUCCAACUGUGUGUGUCAGGGAGCCAUUAUUUUACAUAUGUAUGGAAUUAUAUUGAUUGAACAAGAAGCAUUUUGGUACUUGUUUACUUAAUAAACUCCUGGUCUGAUGUAGAUAUGGAGCUUAAUUUUUCAAUCUUUUCUUUAGCGACCUUUGUAAGCUGAAUCAGAGGUUUUUCAUUUUUCAGGAUUUUCUCAAAAACAAGAUAUCUGACUAAUAUGGUUGUAGAGGUCAUAAAAAGCAUUACAGGGUUUUUAGUUAUCAUGGCAUAUUCCACCUUAGCCUUUACCUUUUUAUUUAUGGUCCUAGCUGGUCUCCACGCUAACCCUUCAUUUUUAAGCUAUUUAUCAGUCUCAUAUAACUUAAUGCUCGGCGCUUUUGAUGAUGGGGAAUAUGAUAUAAUUGAAUGGACCUGCAUAACCUUUGCUUUAAUAGUAAACCCUGUUGUCAUCCUAAAUCUGCUAAUAUCAAUUGUAUCGGAUGCUUUUGAUAAAGUCAAAAGCGACAGUAUCUCAGCUGACGCCAGAGAGCUUGUAGACAUGAUAAUUGAAAUAGAAAAUUUAAUGAUCACAAGGAGAGGAAGGAAUGAAAAAAAGUUUUUGGGCUCGGCUAAUUGUUUUAAAAAAAAAGCAAGUUUUUUUUGAAAAUUUAAAUUAUUUAAUGGGGUGAAAAUACACGAAAAUACUGCCCUACGAUAUUUUCAGGAUAGCCCAAAGUUUUUCCAAGUCUGCAAAGAGUAUGAAAAAGAUGAAGAAGAUGAGUGGGAAGGCAAAAUCCGAGAAAUGCAGAAAUAUAUUGAAGAAAUUAUAGAAAAUAAUGAAAAAGACAGAGAAAAGAUUAUUAAACUAAUCAAAAUGCAGGAAAGAGAAGCCAACGAGCAAUCAACAAAACUAGAUAUAGUGGUUCACAGAAUGAAAAAAAUUUGUGAAGCAGAAAAAAUUAUUUAA